AGAUGGAGGACGGCAGCUCGGUUGAUUCUGCGAUCAGCGGUGACGAUGCCGGAAUACUACCGACUCCAGGCUACAUGGAAAUGGUAAAACGAGUGGCUGAAGUUCAGUGGCGUCUGGUUUCAAAUAUUCCAACAGGGUUUAGCUAUUAUGAACAGUUGAAAACAUACUGCCAUUACACGUGGUUCGAUGCCAGUCUCAUUCUUGGCUUCGCUGUUUUGUGGACCAUUCUCCGAUCCAGUCUGACAUCAAAUGUUUACAAGCCAAUUUUGAAUCGACUGCAGUUGGAUGACAAGCAGAAUGUUGUCAAGGCACCGGAGAGUAUGUUUAAGAGUUUUUGGUACUUAUUUUCCUGGAGCUACACGUACUAUGUACUAUUCAAUGGAAAAUACGAUAUAUUUCAAAAUCCAGCGGCUAUUUUUGAAGAGCUGGUUGAUACGAGUGGCGUCAAGGGCUCGUAUUAUCUACAAACUGAAGCUGAGUGGAUAAAUACAGACUGUGAUGUCACAAGUAUUAUGUUUACCGAGGUGCAUAUGAUUGGCUUCAGUGUCAAACUUGUGUUAAGAGACCACCUCUACAUCAAGUCCACCUGCCUACAGUGA
Messenger RNA from Saccoglossus kowalevskii, 599 nucleotides. Its product is annotated as ceramide synthase 1-like. Gene Ontology annotation, molecular function: sphingosine N-acyltransferase activity. The record is from RefSeq and is a predicted model, not a curated record. NCBI's taxonomy places the organism in Eukaryota, Metazoa, Hemichordata, Enteropneusta, Harrimaniidae. Gene Ontology annotation, cellular component: membrane. Gene Ontology annotation, biological process: ceramide biosynthetic process.